This is a messenger RNA of Phasianus colchicus (ring-necked pheasant), 2732 nucleotides long. RefSeq names its product solute carrier family 27 member 5 (gene SLC27A5). Gene Ontology annotation, cellular component: plasma membrane; endoplasmic reticulum membrane. NCBI's taxonomy places the organism in Eukaryota, Metazoa, Chordata, Aves, Galliformes, Phasianidae. Gene Ontology annotation, biological process: long-chain fatty acid metabolic process; bile acid metabolic process; long-chain fatty acid import into cell. Gene Ontology annotation, molecular function: long-chain fatty acid-CoA ligase activity; long-chain fatty acid transmembrane transporter activity. The record is from RefSeq and is a predicted model, not a curated record.
UAGGGUGGGUAGGUGGAUAGAUGGACGGACAGGUAGGAGGAUGGAGGGACAGGCAGAUAGGAGGUGGCCAGACCUCUGGUGUGUCCAUACUGGAUCAGGAGGUGCAAUCCCUGGAGGCCCAGCAGGAGGGUGGAUGUAUGGAUGAGCAACGCAGUGAUGCAAACCGCCCCCACACUGCUGGAAAAAAAAAAAAAAAAAAAAGCAAAGAGUACAAAAAAAAAAAAAAAGGAAAACAACCACUCCAAUCCCAGCACUGCCAGGGCAAGGUGCAUGCGAUUGGACCUUGCUCCCAGAGAACCAUGCUGGGUGUGCUGGUGGCAGCCGUGGCCGGGCUGCUGCUGCUGCUGCUGCUUCACGGCCGCUGGUUCCCCUUCCUCUGGGCUGACCUGGGAGCCUUUGUGACUUUGGUGGGCGCAAACCUGCGGUGCCGCUGGCGUUUGUCCCGCCGGCCUCCCAUCACCCUCCUGCAGGUUUUCCAAAGCCACGCUCGACGCCGACCCCAGCACCCCCUGCUGCUGUUCCAGGAUGAGGUUCACACCUUUGGUGACAUGGAACGGAGGAGCAACCGCGCUGCCCGCGCCUUCGCUCUGCACUUGGGCUUGCAGCCAGGCCAAACCGUGGCUGUUUUCCUCCCCAACGUGCCUUCCUAUGUCUGGACGUGGUUGGCACUGGCCAAGCUGGGCUGUGCCAUGGCCUGCCUCAACUGCAACUUGAAGGGCCGUGCGCUGCUGCAUGCACGGAGCGCUGCGCAGGCAGACAUUGUACUCAGCUGCAGUGAGCUCCAGGCUGUCGUGAAAGAAGUGCUGCCUGACCUGAAGCAGGAAGGCGUCCGUGUCUUCUAUCUGAACUCCACAUCACCCACACCUGGGGUUGAGGCUCUGCUGCCUGCCAUCGAGGCUGCCUCUGAUGAGCCAAUGCCUGACCACUACCGCACCAACACCACCACUAACUCCAAAGCCAUCUACAUCUACACCUCCGGCACCACUGGGCUGCCCAAAGCUGCAGUGAUCACAGAGAUGAAGGUGAUGAUGGUGGCCAACCUGGCACGGAUGUGUGGCCUACGAGAAAACGACAUCAUGUACACAACACUGCCGCUCUACCACUCAGCUGGGCUGCUCAUUGGGGUGGGAGGCUGCCUCGAGGUCGGAGCCACCUGUGUCCUGCGAGCCAAGUUCUCUGCCUCCCAGUUCUGGGAUGACUGCCGCCGUUACAACGUCACUGUCAUCCAGUAUGUGGGUGAGCUCAUGCGCUACCUCUGCAACUCACCCAAGCGUGCCAAUGACCGGGAGCAUGGCGUGCGUUUGGCAAUAGGCAACGGCUUGCGGGCAGUGGUGUGGAAAGAGUUCCUCCAGCGCUUCGGCCCCAUCUCCAUCAGCGAAUUUUAUGGGGCCACUGAAGGCAACGCUGGCUUCAUCAACUACACCGGCAAGAUCGGGGCCGUGGGAAGGGCCAACGUGUUCCUCAAGGCUUUUGCUUCCUUUGAGCUGAUCAAGUACAACGUGGAGCAGGAUGAACCUGUACGCAAUGAAGAUGGAUUCUGCAUCCGUGUCCGCCCUGGUGAGACAGGGCUGCUGGUCAUCAAAAUCACCUCAAGCACCCCUUUCCAUGGCUACGCGGGCGAUUCCCAGAAGACAGAAAAGAAGAUCUUGAGAGAUGUCUUUGUGAAAGGUGAUGCCUUCUUCAACAGUGGUGACCUCCUCAUGAUGGACCACGAAAAAUUCCUCUAUUUCCAGGACCGUGUUGGGGACACUUUCCGCUGGAAAGGUGAGAACGUGGCCACAACAGAGGUGGAAGCCACUCUGGCCAUGGUGGACUUCAUCCAGGAGGUUAAUGUCUAUGGGGUGUCUGUGCCAGGGUGUGAGGGGAAGUGUGGCAUGGCGGCUGUGCGCCUGAAACCCGGGCAGAGCUUUGAUGGUGAGAGCCUCUACGCCUUCACGAGGGACACGCUGCCCAUCUACGCUGCACCCCGCUUUGUGCGGAUCCAGAAUGUCCUGGAGAUCACCGGAACCUUCAAGCAAUGCAAGGGCAACCUUGUCAAAGAAGGCUUUGACCCCAACAUCAUUACAGACCCACUCUUCUUCCGUGAUGAGAAGAAGAAAUCCUACGUGCCCAUGAACCCCAACAUCUACGCCAACAUCCUGGAUGGGAGCCUCAACCUGUAGGAGGAGGAGCUCUGCCAUGGUUGAUCAUUUCACAGACAAAUUUGGGGGGAAAUCAUUUCUGACAGUGCCAGAGCAUGAUGAGGGUGACAGGUUGGUUUCAGCACUCAUCUUCAUAUAGAAAUUAAAGGCUUAAUUCCAGUAAUUUGGGUCGAACUGGAUGCCUGGAUGAUGAGAGGUAUUUUCUGGGCUCCAACCGAUGGUUUUCUGCUUCUGGAGGGGGCAAAUGGUGCCCCCAAACCCUCCCCACUGCCAGGAAGGCGCUCAGUGCCAGCCCUACAAACAUACCAUGCCCCCAAGACAGUCUGCUCUUCCAACAAAUACAGCACAGAACUGAUUUAUUUCCCUCCACCCAAUUUUCUGUUAGUUCAAGCACCUCAGUCAGCUCCAAGCUCCCCACAAACACAGGUUGACACACUCAUAAAUUAGCUCACCAAUUUGGUCGACUUCUCCCUAUAACAGUUUCCUGGUGAGCAAAUCCAACCGGGGAACGCCAUCCUUAAUCCUUGCCUCCAGAUGCGAGCUGUCCCCUUGAUUUUUUUCCAUAAAAACAAACAAAAAAAAAGGCAAAAG